GCAGUUUUCAUCGGCAUUAUCCUCUCGUCCACAGAAACAUAGAGCUUGCAUCGGCGGCGGCUCUCUUAUUCCAGACGGGCACGGCAGCGACGAUUCCCCAACGGUGAAAUGUCGACAGACGCACUGGAGCUCAGCGGGAAUUGUGGUGUGUUCCCGAUGGAGUCCCAAGAUUCCAUGACUGCCCCAGCUCUAGAGCUCGAGAAGGGUGACGAAGAACUGAUUGGUGGAGAUGGGCAGAGAUACGAGCUGUGUUCUGAAGCUACCAGCGGCUGGACGAGGAGGGUGAGGCUAGGGAAGGCGCCUGAAGAGAGGGAGAUGAACCCUGACAGGAAAACAGCUCUUGAGUCGUCUGUCCGUGCUUAUGCUGAAAAUCGUGAAGGGCAUGUCAUCAAUCCAAAGAUUGGCACAGAAUUUGAUUGGCACAGAAUUUGACUCGCUGGACGAGGCUUAUGAAUUCUACAACCUUUAUUCAUGGGAGACUGGUUUUGGUAUACGGUUGGCAAAGAGCAGGCUAAAUGUGCAAAGAGUACGAUGUAUGCAAAAGAUUGUGUGUGCCUGUGCGGUACGUGUGCGGGAAAAAUAAUUUUUUUCCAUGCCUCUGGUAUAAUAGUCGUGUAUCAAGCUAGUUUCAUUAAUAUCUGAACUGUAGUUAGCAUGCAUCUUUGAGAAAAAUUAUUUGAGCGGGAGGGAGUGUAGUAGGAUGUAGACAAGUCUUGAUGAAAAUUGUGGUUGAUGGCUA
Molecule: messenger RNA, 739 nt
Organism: Triticum urartu
Lineage: Eukaryota; Viridiplantae; Streptophyta; Magnoliopsida; Poales; Poaceae
Source: RefSeq, a predicted model, not a curated record